AUGGCGUUUGAAGAUUUCACAGCCAACUUGACUGAAAGUUCCCAGAACCGGAGCAGCUGUGACGUGUUCGUGUACCAGAGAGCCGCCGUGGUCCUCUUCCCCAUCUUCUACUCGCUGGUGUUCGUCAUCAGCGUCUGCGGAAACUCUCUGGUUCUCUACGUCAUCUGCCAGAGGAAGCAGAAGUUCAACUCCACGUCCGUCUACCUGGUCAACCUGGCGUUGUCCGACACCUUGUUCACGCUGGCGCUGCCCGGGAGAAUUAUUUACUACGUCCGUCACUUCGACUGGCCCUUCGGGGACUUUCUGUGCAGGACCACCACGCUGCUCUUCUUUGCAAACACCUAUGCAGGUAUCGGCUUCAUGACGUGCAUCAGCCUGGACCGCUACCUGGCCAUGGUUCACCCGCACCGGCUGCAGAGCUGGCGCAGCGUCAAGGUCGUCCGCCGAGUCUGUUUCCUGGUCUGGGCGUUGGUGUUGGCGGAGACGGCUCCUCUGCUGUUCCGCGGCACGCUGCACGAGCGGCGGGGGAAACGAACGUGCAUGGAGUACUUCAACCUGGAGGGCUCCCGCUCCACUCCCGUCUUCCUGGUCCUGGCCUGCGUCGUCUCCUUCUGCUGCCCGCUCGCCGUCAUCGUGGGCUGCUACGCCAAGGUCAACCUGAAGCUCCGCGCCGCGGCCAAGCACAGCUCGGUGACGGGGAGGACCAGGAGGAACCACCGGGCCAACCUCAUCAUCCUCCUCAUCCUCCUCACCUUCGUCGUCUGCUUCAGCCCCUACCACGUCAACAUGAUGCAGUUCAUGUUCAGGAAGAUGAACGGCCAGCCGAGCUGCGACGAGCUGAGAGCCUUUAAGAUGUCGCUACAGAUUACGGUUUCGUUAAUGAACUUCAACUGCUGCCUGGACCCGGUCAUCUACUUCUUUGCCAUAAAGACGUACAAGAAGCGAGUGAUGAGUCUGUUCAAGGACUAUCUCCGUACGUCUGGCGCCGCCUCCAAAAUGACGGCCGAGAAUAGCAGCAGCAACACCUGA
This is a messenger RNA of Cololabis saira (Pacific saury), 1029 nucleotides long. RefSeq lists its product as uncharacterized. Gene Ontology annotation, cellular component: membrane. Gene Ontology annotation, molecular function: oxysterol binding; G protein-coupled receptor activity. The record is from RefSeq and is a predicted model, not a curated record. The transcript has 3 exons. Bases 1 to 1029 code for a protein of 342 amino acids. Gene Ontology annotation, biological process: G protein-coupled receptor signaling pathway. Lineage: Eukaryota; Metazoa; Chordata; Actinopteri; Beloniformes; Belonidae.